This is a messenger RNA of Amoebophrya sp. A25, 329 nucleotides long. NCBI's taxonomy places the organism in Eukaryota, Dinophyceae, Syndiniales, Amoebophryaceae. The record is from the annotation of a GenBank genome assembly.
AAAAGCUUCUGGGUGCUGGGUCCUGUACUAGUGGGUCCUCAACAUCUUCGUCUUCCAGGAUCUUGAAUGGGAAGGAGGAAGACCCGCGUCGUAAAGCUGAGACAGCAUCAUUAGUAGCCCGAAGAUUGACGAGGACGAAUCUUCAGUAUGAGGCUUCUUCUAGUGCGCAAGAAAGGCUUGUGGCUAACGAUCGAUCUUCUCGGCAAAUUCACUCCGACGAACGAAAAGAGAAAAAACGGCGACGGAAGCAAAGGGUGGCAGCCCUGCUCGCAAAAUAUCAGGCAGAUUUUCUGGCUUCAUCAGACGAUGGGGCAUCCUCUAGUCAACCG